GGCAGAAGCAUGGGCGGAGAGGAAAUGGUGGAGCUGAUGUCUGCCAGUUUUUUGCAGACAGAAUCUGCAGACUUUGCUGCCACGGCAGAAAGGAGUAGAUUCCGACAUGCCCAACUGGCGAGGCUUUGUGCCAACCGGCACUACAGCCAGGCCUCACAAUCGUCUGCAGUCUCGGGCCCAGAGCGGCUGAGGCGGUGGUACCAAAAGAGUCACUCUUGUGAAACUGGUCUGAAGUCGUCUUUCAACCUCUGUCCGAGGCUGCCUCGCCAGCGCCACAGCCACUCUGACCCCCAGACACAGAGUCUAUCUACUCACUUUGCAGUUGGCAGAAGACGAUCCAGCUCGAAAUGCAAUUUUCCCACAGUUUCUGCCCAGGCCCAUCUCGAGCCCAGUCCCAACCCCGAGCCAAACGGUAGGACCAAAGUCCCGAUCAGCCUGGCCAACUCGUUUAUCCGCUUCACUCUUUCUUUCUUCUCAUUCGCUUCCUCCGCCUCCUCCGCCUCCUUCGCCUCGUCCCGCCUCCUUCGCCUCAACUCUGACCCAGCCCCGAGGGGAAGCCGCCUGCCGUCGGCACGUUUCGUGCUCGGUCCGAGUCCCGACAAACCGGGCGAAACGGCCCGAAGCUCGACGCCUCGACACGUCGGAUUCACCUCCUCUUUGCGCCGUCGAGUGUGGGCCGACGCGCGGUUCUGCGCCUCGCCUCCAUCCGAACACGAUUCUGCGCCUCGGUUACUGGUGGCUCUGCAUUUGCUGAAGUAG
This is a messenger RNA of Protopolystoma xenopodis, 759 nucleotides long. The record is from the annotation of a GenBank genome assembly. NCBI's taxonomy places the organism in Eukaryota, Metazoa, Platyhelminthes, Monogenea, Polystomatidea, Polystomatidae.